AUGGGCCAGCUGACCAGUUUUCCUAAAAUGAUGGCCAAAGGCGAUCGGCUUCCACCUUUCAUUAAGUCUCCCUGCCAUUUAAAUGAGGAACUGGCUCCUGGAUGUGCAGCUCGCGGAUGCCAUCAAUGCCUUCCCAAGAAUCUCGCUAUCUGUGCAGGUUUAGUAGAGAUGUUUCAGACACAUAGCAAGGCGAAUAAAUCGUAUAUCUGGGAUAUGAUAUAUAUGGAGGCAAGAAGGCUCCGGAAAGAGGCCUAUCACGGAGACGCUCAGGGAAAGCUUGAAGCCAUUCAAUGUCUCACAGUAUUUCUUCUUCUGCAGGCAGAUGAUCCUGAAACAGUCGAGACAAACGAUGUAGCCUAUUUACUCGCGACUUCAGUGAACAUUUUACGCAGCCUGUUGCCACAUUCAAACUGGAAUUAUGAAUCAUCAAAAUUACGGCCAAGUCAGGACGAAUGGGUUUUCCGGGAAUCCAUCAGAAGGGUUAUGGCCGUUUAUGUGGUCAUAGAUCUUUUUCUCGACGGGAUUGGCGGCCUUGGAAACGAUGAACCGUAUAACUGCGGCACCCUAAGUUUGCUACCCCUUCCAUGCGUGCGGGAUAUUUGGGAAGCACCUACUAUUAGCGGGUGGAUAAGAGAAUACGAUCGGUAUCUCUCAACCAAGGAAGGUGACGCUAUGCUUAUCACGCAGACCCUAAUGGAAACGAGGCUCGUGGCACCUUUUGUGAGCGCCGAAAAUGGUGACCCAAGCAACGAUAUCAUGCAGUGGUGCAGGGGUAUGGACGGGUUGAGCACAAUAAUCUGGAUGAUUAUCCCUUUGCACAAGUACCGUCUUCGAGAGGAUGUGCGGGACAUCUGGUAG
This is a messenger RNA of Clonostachys rhizophaga, 858 nucleotides long. NCBI's taxonomy places the organism in Eukaryota, Fungi, Ascomycota, Sordariomycetes, Hypocreales, Bionectriaceae. The record is from the annotation of a GenBank genome assembly.